CAGGAAUCAAGGAUAUGAGCUGAUCAGCAUGAAGGUCUUGACCAAAAAUACGUCCCAUCCCAUCCACAGACAGACAGACAGACAGACAGCCACUCAUCCAUCACACCGACACCGCAGCCGUAGCCAGCCCCCCCGGGUCAUACAAAAAGGUAGCGAUAGAGGGGCGACUUGGCCAGCCACACAGACAAACAAUUCACUCACUCAGAGACACGCACUCUAGAGGGAGGCGGUUCUCUGGGAGAGCCGAGGCUAGUCGGGCAUGCGCACAUCCCACAGCAAGGUGGCCGCGCCGUCCUUGUCUUCCCCCAUCAGAGCUCGAGCUUGACAGUGCCGCCCUCCGACACGCCGACCGACUCGGACCCCUGAGCCAAAUCAACCUGACCCUGCGCAGCACAGGAGGGCAACGCAGCACCCAUUCUUCGAUGUGCGCAUGCAGUAGUUUGUCCUCACUGACCGUGUUGGAAGCGUCCAUGUCCAACUCGAUCUUCUCGCCGGGUUUGAACGCUGGUUGACCUGCGAGCCAGCCAACACGCAGCAAGAGGUCGGGAUUUAUUGCAUGCAUACGAACUGAAAGUCUGCGCACCUUUGUAUGGGCACCCUGCGCACCGGAAGGCGUCACCCAAAUAGCACUGCACAGUGCAUGAACCACAGCAACCCACACAUGUGAUCGUCUGCAAUCAUUGUGCUUCCAUCUGUCAUGUCGCUAUCCUUCGGGCGUACGUUGCCGCAGGACGACCUGACGCCGCCAGUCUCGAGUUUCUUCUUGGCCUCCUCCGCCCCGAUUUUCUUCUCCAGCUCGGCCCGCCCACACGUGCAGUUGGCGCACGCCUUGGGCUUGGACGCACAACUCUCCUUGCCUGAUGGACGGGGAAGGACAUCGGCCGAUGGACACACACACACACACAUGUAAGACACACACAUGAACAUGAGGCAUGGCGUGUUUGGUGUGAAGUGUUGGCUGACUGACUGACCGGCUCCGAGUGGUUUGUACUCCUCUUUGUCGUCGAUGAGGGAGCUCUCGUCGAUCAACUCCUCCUCACCGGGGCUGUCGACUGACAACCAAUACACACACACACACACACACACACGACGCAUGAAGGGAUGAAGGGAUGGCGUGACACACCGCAUUGUACACAGCGCAUCACUGCUCACUUUUGACGGCCGUGGCGGCGCCCAGGUCCCAGUCCGGCUUCUUGCACACAAACUGACCCACAUGGCGCCAAAAGCACAGACACACUCGAUGGAACACUCUGUGUGGCGGUUGUCGGAGUGUGCUUCUUCUCUCACCUGCACGAUGAACUGUUUGUUGUCAGCCGAGUCCCUCCUGGACACAUCGCCGUCGAUGAACCCGGCGUACAUCGCGUUCUUGCUCACCCCCUCUAUGAAACCAUCAGCCUGAACAUCAUACACACACACACACACACGGCACGUCAGUCAUCCCUCUGCCCUCCCCUCGGCUCUGCUCUUGCUUACGUCGUCGACAACACAUUGGACGGUGCAGUUGCCGCCCGGUUUGAGUGCUGUGAAGCAGCUGGUGAGGAAGACCAAAUCCAGCGGCAGCGUCCCCUUGGUCGCGUAGCACGACACGCCCUCAAACUGAUCACGGUAGCCUACAACACACACCACGCCACACAGCCCACACCGGGAGAGAAGAGAAUCAACCAACAGCCAGCCAUUGUGUUGUGUCUGGUCGUGUGUUGGCGCUCACCAGCAGUGGCGAUGGCUUCUGGUUCGAUGACCGUUGCGUUUGCGGCCCUGUAGUUCUUGAUGAGCUGCCCGCAGCCCUCGUCGCCCGCCGACGCCACCACCAGCAGACGCCCUUUGAAAAUCGACGGCAGGUGCAUUAUCUCACUCCCAAAAUCAGACGAAACAAGCACGGGACAGCUACACCAGCACCUACAGGAGCUCUUGGCAGACAAAAAGCGCAGGGGUUUG
Molecule: messenger RNA, 1935 nt
Organism: Vitrella brassicaformis
Lineage: Eukaryota; Vitrellaceae
Source: the annotation of a GenBank genome assembly